GCCAGGAGCUGACAGCCCUGACACUGACAAGUAGUCAUGAGAGAAAUUUUAUUCUACCUGGCGCUUUCUUUAUGGUUUUCGUUUAGGAUGGUUCGUUUGAAGGUGAAAAUAAAAUUUGUACAUCGGUAUUUUUACACGUCUGUUUUUAACUUUAUUAAACAUUACGGCUCAGGAGGACGAUGGGGCUGGGAUACUUUAUUUUUUCUAUAAUUUGAGAGCCAAUAUCAUGGGUAUUAAGCAACUAAGUAGUCGCUCAGUCUUGAUCGUCUUGAUUCUCACUCGGCAGGCAAACUCCGUCGUGACACGUCGCAGGUCGCAGCCUGCCGUCUCAGCGAGCCGAGCAGGGGUUGGUCACCCACGAAGGUGCUCAUCGGUUGAAAUGACGGGUUUGAAUUAAACUUCAAGAGUGUCACCUGCUCAGAAAAAUGUAUAACUAGAGUCUGACCAGCUACUAAGGUCGUGGGCCGCUUCUCUUCCCGCGUGCAACUACGAGCGAGGCUUCGACUACGGGGCCAGUUGUCCUGCUACUGAGCGAGCUGGUUCUUCGGCCUCCGACCAACGUUGUCAACAAUGUUAGUGUUACGUCUCCAAAAAGCCGUCGCCCGCAGCGAAACAUGCAGAGUUGUGUCCGGACACCCUAGGAGCGGGCAGCUGAGGUUCAACAUUUGUGGCUGUAUCCACGCCCGUAUGGGGCACCAUGGCUCCAGGGGCCUUAGAGGGUAUGCAAUCCAAAACACUGCAGCGGGGGUUCUGUUGCAUCCGACAUCCUGUGGCCGCUCCCCGUCUGCCUCUCCCUGGACCACACACGCACGGCGCGCGCAUGCACAGGUGAGGCGUGAGGAUGAAUCAGAUGGUGUUAUCUGUCAAACACGGUCCUUGGGGGAACGCGUAUCCAUGCGAAAUGUGCGCGCGUGCCUUGGCCUACCUCGCCGACGGCUUCUUCUUGUGCCUCCGACGUUGCCGAUGUCUCUACAAAGAAAGGAGGGGAGGGGGUGUAAUUUGGCGUAUUUCGCAAACGUACCGUAACCACGGUUCAAAGUAAUAUAGAAUUGUAUGAAAGA
This is a messenger RNA of Frankliniella occidentalis (western flower thrips), 1061 nucleotides long. RefSeq lists its product as uncharacterized. The record is from RefSeq and is a predicted model, not a curated record. NCBI's taxonomy places the organism in Eukaryota, Metazoa, Arthropoda, Insecta, Thysanoptera, Thripidae. The transcript has 4 exons. Bases 571 to 1026 code for a protein of 151 amino acids.